Bufo gargarizans (Asiatic toad) is the source of this 1497-nucleotide messenger RNA. Its product is annotated as nuclear pore complex protein Nup160-like. The transcript is spliced from 12 exons. Gene Ontology annotation, cellular component: nuclear pore. Bases 37 to 1497 code for a protein of 486 amino acids. The record is from RefSeq and is a predicted model, not a curated record. Lineage: Eukaryota; Metazoa; Chordata; Amphibia; Anura; Bufonidae. Gene Ontology annotation, molecular function: structural constituent of nuclear pore.
CCGCCCACCUUUCAAGCAGCGCGGCGGCGGCGAAAGAUGGCGGCCUCUGUGGUUCUAGAACGGAGCUUUACCGAACUGAGCGCGACCGAGCGGGAAGUCAGGAGGAAUUACCGGGACCUCAGCUUUCGCCCCGACGUCACUCCUGUGAUUGGUGGCCCCAAAUACAGCGAGAGCGCCGGGGGUUAUUACUACAAGGAAAGCAGCAGUCUUCUGUCCGCCACAAGGAAUCGCUUCUUGUACUGGACGUCUCAUGCUGACACUUUAGAACUGGUGGAGGAGUCUUUGGAUGUUAACCUUCUGAAUAAUGCCAUCCGCCUCAAAAUCUUCAACUGCUCCAUCCUGCCCGGCGGGGUCCACGUGUGUGAGACACAGUGUAACGUGAUCAUCUUGAUCCUGACAAAUCAGACUGUUCACCGGCUGGUCCUCCCUCACCCCUCACGUUUAUAUAGAAGUGAGAUAAUUACGGAAAGUCAGAUGCAGUCCAUAUUUACAGAUGUCGGGAAGAUGAACUAUAGCGACCCUGCUAACAGUUAUGUCAUCCCUCCAUUGCCUGGACGUUUCCAGAGCUCCACUGCCACCGCAGCCUGGCUGAGCAGUGAGGGGGAGACGCUCUUUGCUUUUCCCUCCAGUUCUGGCGGUAUUCUGGUUGUCAAGAUGCCUCCUUGUGGUGUUGCAGGAGCGGUGACUGUGGUGGAGUUAAAGCAAAUGUCAGUCAGGAGACUGUUAACUGGGUUUAUACCAACAGCUAUAAGAGGAGACCAGGACCCUGCACAUCUUCCUGUGAGCCUCGCUGUUCACUGCCUCGAGAACGACGCGUUCAUAUUUGCAUUGUGUCAGGAUCAUAAACUCCGCAUGUGGUCUUACAAGGACCAGACGUGCCUUAUGGAAUCAGACAUGCUGGAGUUUGUGCCAGUUAGCAAAGAAAUGCGUCAGAUCCCGGGAAUCGGGCACAAAUUAAGACUUGCGCACUCACCAUCUAUAGGACUUUACCUUGGAGUGUACUUGCAUUCAUCCAGACAAGGACAGUUCUGUGUGUUCCAGUUGGUUACUGCGGACAGCAAUCGCUACAGCUUGGAUCACAUCUCUUCCUUAUUCUCAAACCAGGAAACCUUGGUCGACUUCAUGUUUACUUUGACAACCACAGACAUUUGGGCUUUGUGGCUUGAUGAGGAAAAUCAAACCAUUGUCAAACACAUUAAUUUUGAAAAUAAUCAAGCCGGGCAAUGGAACCAAGUUUUCACCAAUCCAUUGGCAGACGAAGAACUUAACAUUGGGGAUGACCAAGACCCACGGGAGUCUUACCUGGAGUAUUUGUUCUCUCCGGGGAGAUUUACCAUUGCUGCUCUACUUAAAGCACUACAGCCGUCCACCGUCUCACACCCGAGUGUGGUCCUGGACCGUGGCAGCUCAAGAAGAAUGAAUGAAAUGCUAUACAAUUCUGAAAAAAGGAGAAGAGCAAUGACAUUUCAUGGAUUACUGAAACCCACUGAGCUUUGA